UUAAGUGCAUGAGAGAAAACGAGACAACAUACAGGUUGUCAGUGGUUCGUGUUUGGCUGUCAUUUUGUAAUGGCGUUUUAUUUAUGGCUCGUUCUAGCAAGGCAUCGACUAGUGAAAUAAAUAAAUAAAAUUUGUUAGUGAUGGCCGUGUUGUGACCUUAGUUUUAAAGAUAAACUUUUGUGUAUUUACUCACUGACGUUAUAAUCAUACGUAAUCACAGAAAAGAUGAAGAAAAUGUUUAUAAUCUUAUUCAGUGCUAACCUAAAUAUACUGUCAAAGUGAAUUAAAUUUUAUCACCAGCGUCCCUUGUUUUUAUGGUGUUAUUUUACAAUGGCCUCAAGAGACGACACGGUUACCGUGUCAGUGGUUACAGAGCGUGCUCCAGUAAUCAUAGAAUGCCCCACAAGGACUUUUACAGCUGAGCAAUUGUGCAUUAUUUUAUGCAAGAAGUACAACAUACCUCCCUUGACGCGUACGUUGUUUGCAUUGAGAAUCAAAGGGAGUCGGUAUUUUCUCAAAGACAACUGCGAAGUCUUAUCAAGCUCCAGGGACUAUGAGCUGAGGAUUCGUUUCAAAGUCCCAAGAUUGGGGCUCUUGAUGUCAUUGGAUGAGGUCACCUUUGACUAUUACUUUCAACAAGCCAGAAUUGACAUCAAUGACAAUCAAGUCUCGGAGAUCCGGUAUCCCGAUCAUAAGCAAGAGCUGCUCGGCUUGGGCAUCACGGAUAUGUGCCGUGCCAUAACUGAAGAGAAACUAUCAAUGAAUGAAGUAGUGAGAAACUGUAAAAAGUAUAUACCAAAGAUAAUAAAUAAGCGUCAUGGGCCUUUUCCCAAGCGGCACGCAAACUAUUAUCUCCCCAAGCUAUUUGAGAUGCACUACAGUGUCAAUUACCUGAAAGACAAAUACAUGGUGCAACUGUAUGGGCUCGCGCCGAACUACUUAGCCGAAGAGUACGAGAAUGUUUUGUGGCUGAACGCCGAUAACAUAGUGCCGGUUCGACUCGUUGUAGCGCCAUUCCAUCCCCAGCAGCCCGGUAUUCGGUUAUACGACACGAAUAAAGGAGAGUGGAUGCAAGUAUGCACCAUAGAAGGGCUAAUCUAUUUGAUGCGGAACGGCAAUUGCACCUUGGAGGUGUCGAGAAGGGGCACCCCGUUGUUUUUCAAGUUCAAGUCUGACGACCAGCUGUCGUCGUUUAUUUCUGUUUGCGACGGCUAUUACAGGUUAAUGGUAAAAUGGACGUUCAACUUAUCAAAAGACGACGAAACGCCAUCGUUGAAAGAGUUGCAAGAAAUCAAGUGCCAUGGUCCAGUAGGGGGUGCGUUUUCAUACCGAAAACUGGAAGAGAAACGUGCUAAGAAGCACGGCUGCUAUAUUUUAAGGCAGUGUCAAGAUGACUAUAAUAUUUAUUACUUGGACGUUUGUACGAAAACUCGUACAACAGAAACAUAUAAAAUAGAAUUCAAAGGGCACUGUUACAUGUUCAACAACAACGAGUAUUAUGAUAUUCACGCCAUAAUCAGAAGCCAUCAAGACCCAGAAAAGAAGAUAUUUCUAAACGAGUGUGUGCCACCGUCAGAAUUCGAUCAAUCUCAACUGCUACUAUGUGGCGAGCCGGUGAAAAAAGGAGUGAGAAUAGACCAGACAGAACUGCAGGAGGUAUUGAAGACUAACAAAAGCCCGCGAUGCCUUCUCAAUAAGGACAUCAUGCUAUUCAUAGGCUCAGAGAAAGUGGGAUCCGGCAAUAUAACAGUCACUUACAAAGCGCAUUGGAAUCUGGACGAAACUAAGAAACUUAUUGUUGCAUUUAAAGCUUUACAAAGGGACGAUCAUUUGAAGGAAUUCAUCGAGCUCGCUUCGAAAUACGUGUGCGUGCAUUCGUCUUGCGUCGUGCGAUUGUACGGGGUGACUCUAAACUCGCCUACCGCGUUGGUGCUGGAAUAUGUGCCGUACGGGCCGCUGGACGAUUAUCUAAAAAAACACGGCGAUAAAGUGAAACCACUCCACCUCAAGAAAGUGGCUGCGAUGCUAGCGCGCGCUCUGUGGGACCUCUCAGAAGCGGGGCUUAUCCACGGGUACAUUAGAUGCAAGAGAUUAUUGUUGGCGGCCUGUGACGCCGACCGAAUUGUUGUCAAGCUGUCUGGGCCUAGCCUGAGGCCGUAUACGCCUAUCGACAUCCACUGGAUGCCGGUGGAGUUUUUCCCGGACAUGAACCUGGCGAAGCGCUCGGCCGUGGGCGACAUCUGGGCCUUCGCCACCACGCUGUGGGAGGUAUUCUCCUACGGCGUCUCGCCGGCCGAGACCAACCCCGUCCUCACUGAGAAGAGCUACGAGCUGGGCGACCGCCUGCUGCGGCCGACGCACUGCCCGGGCGAGGUGUGGGCGCUGCUGGCUCAGUGCUGGCGCGCCUCCCCCAUGCGCCCGCAGGAAAUAAUGCGCGACAUCAACCACAUGCUGCACAGAGAAUACGUGCCUAUUCACGAAUAUGAAGAACCAAAGAUCUGCCUCAACCAUCCUAUGGAUACUACAGACACAGUGUCAAGCGACAGGUUUGCGCCAAGUGAGCUAAGCGACGCGAGCAGUAACAAGUCGCUAAUAUCGGACAGCAGCGCGCCUUCUCUCAACGGCACUCUUGUCAACCACUUUGAAAACCACUUCCCCAACAACAACAAACUAGCCAGCUCCCUCGAAGGCAUGAGUUCCGUAGCGCUGGCGCUGCGCUCGUCGUCUUCGCUGCGUAGCGCGAGUGCGAGCGCGCCGCUCGCCGACGACCCGGGAGAACAAUUCGUGGCGGGAGGGCAGCCGCGACGAAUGCAACCGAUUGUCACGCGAGGGUCUACGUACUUUGUGACGCUGACUAAGAGGAUUGGAAGCGGCAACUACGGCGAGGUGUACCGCGGCUGGAUGGAGUGGGACACGGACGAGCGGCUGGAGGUGGCCAUCAAGAAGCUCACCAAGCAGGCGCACGCCAUAGACAAGGACAGCACGCUCUACAUCGACUUCAAGAACGAGCUCGAGAUCAUGAAGUCGUUGAACCACAACAACAUAGUGAACAUCCUGGGCUACUCGUGGAAGCCGGACGUGAUGAUCGUAAUGGAGUACCUGGAGGAGGGCUCGCUCAACUACUACCUCAAGUUCCAGGGCGACAAGCUGUCCAUCACGCACCUGCUAAUAUACGCAAGGGACAUCGCCACGGGCAUGGAGUACGUGUCCCGUAAGAACAUAGUGCACCGCGACCUGGCCACGCGGAACAUCCUCGUGGUGGACAAAUACCACGUCAAGAUCUCCGACUUCGGGCUCGCGCGCGCCAUCCCCAAGGACGACGACAAGUACAAGCUCAAGACCGAGCGAUUGCUGCCCAUCAACUGGUACGCGCCCGAGUCUGCGAGUGACCCGUGGAUGUUUUCGACCAAAAGCGACGUGUGGUCAUUCGGCGUCACAGCGUGGGAGAUAUUCACGCGCGCCACGCAGGAGGUGCCCAAGUUCGACAUGACGCGGCCCAAGGAGCGGGCUUCUUGCUUUCAAAUACCCGACGACUGCCCAUCUGAGAUCUACCGAUACCUGAUGACCGAUUGCUGGAACCUUGAGCCAAACCGGCGGCCCACCUUCACAGAACUCAAGAUUAAGGCCAAACGCUUUCUAGAGGACUACGACCAGGGCACGUAAGAACAUCCUAUACACAUAAUUCCAACAUGGAACUGAGUUUUAUACAGCAUUUUGACAGUGCGUUUGAUACCUAAGUACGGAAGUUUUGUCAUGAAUUUGUUGAAAAAUUCUGAACAAAUCGAACGAACGUUUUUAUGUAUUUUGCAAUAUCCUAAAGUUUUUACAGACGGUUUAAAUUAAUUUGCACAAAUAUACAGCAAUAGAUGAGCCAUUUUAUAUUAUUCUCGGUUAUUUUAACAUUUUAUAAUAGUUGUUUACUUAUUUAUUUAUAAUGUUGCACAAUUUUCUAAUUCGUAUGUUUUCUUUGUAAUAAAGACUACGAUUUUAAGAGCAAUCAGUAAGAUGGCUCUAAAAUAUUCUUGAUAAUAAUUUUUUAGACAUUGAGUAUCAAAGAUUAUAAAAAAACGAAUGUCGAAAGAAGUAGAUAUGAAUUGAAAAGAGAUUAUGGAAAUAAAUGUUUUAAAAUAUAAAUUCCGGUCAAUUUGAUAGUAAAUAUGAAGCAACAUGAAUGAUGAAGUUUGAUAAAUCUGUAAAUAUGAUGAAAAUGUGUUUUUGUGGUUCCUCGAAGCAUUUGCCUUAGUUCUUUAUUGAAACUUUAUUGUAAAUAUUUUGUUAAAUCAAUUUACUUUUAGCUUGUAAGUUAAAAUCGCAAUCUCAGUUUGUAUUUAAGUUUUAAUAUGUGCAAUCAAAUGUAAUGCAAUCUGAUAAAUAAAAACCGCAGUCCUAGCAGUUUAAGUUCAAAUGAAGAAGUAUUUGAAACAGAUAUUGAAGGUAUUUUCACAAUCCUGCGUGAGUUACGUGGGGCAUAUGUAGUGCGUGUAUAUUUGUAUGAGAAGUCGAAAGCACCGCGUACGCACCGUUUCAUUCUCAUAAGAACGGCAUACGCCCCGCGCACAUAAUGUGGUUCUAUGAAUAUGCCUUGAGAGGUACCGUAAACCUAUGCAUCCUUGCCAUAUCCGAAAGCAUUUUAAAUGUAUUAAAAUGCAUAUG
Molecule: messenger RNA, 4653 nt
Organism: Ostrinia nubilalis (European corn borer)
Lineage: Eukaryota; Metazoa; Arthropoda; Insecta; Lepidoptera; Crambidae
Gene: hop
Product: tyrosine-protein kinase hopscotch
Exons: 22
Coding region: 331-3663 (1110 amino acids)
Biological process (GO): cell surface receptor signaling pathway via JAK-STAT; protein phosphorylation; intracellular signal transduction
Cellular component (GO): cytoskeleton; cytosol
Molecular function (GO): ATP binding; non-membrane spanning protein tyrosine kinase activity; cytokine receptor binding
Source: RefSeq, a predicted model, not a curated record